This is a messenger RNA of Onychostoma macrolepis, 6737 nucleotides long. It is a transcript of the gene rbbp8nl, whose product is annotated as retinoblastoma binding protein 8-like. The transcript has 20 exons. Gene Ontology annotation, biological process: double-strand break repair via homologous recombination; DNA double-strand break processing involved in repair via single-strand annealing. Gene Ontology annotation, molecular function: Y-form DNA binding; single-stranded DNA binding; double-stranded DNA binding. Gene Ontology annotation, cellular component: site of double-strand break. The record is from RefSeq and is a predicted model, not a curated record. NCBI's taxonomy places the organism in Eukaryota, Metazoa, Chordata, Actinopteri, Cypriniformes, Cyprinidae. The coding region runs from base 3928 to 5670 and encodes 580 amino acids.
GUAGUAUAAGGCAGUGGGAGGGGAAUGGUGGAGGCUUGCUUCACAUGGCUGUUCCAGCUGCUAUCUCCAGCUACAAGACUGAAAGUCUGGCCAGGAAAACAGACUUGCACACACUCACUCCUAUUUUCUUUAAUGUGCUCUGUUCAGUUUUUCCUACUCCUAAAACAAGCUAUGUCCCACAGCGGUCUGAUAAGAGAGAGGAGGGGCUGUGUACCUGUGUGAAGGGCACUGUGUCAUGUUCGUUUUUUUGGAGUGUGUGUGGCAUUAGUCAUUUAAGUUAUGACAUUUGGUUUUGUAUGUGUCAUGUAUGUGGGCGCAUUAUAUGUAGUGUACAGCGCUAGAGCUAUUAGCAUCAAAGCAAAUAGCUGUCAAACACUGUUGCAUUAGCAACAGAUUUAGUGUCAUUUUAUGUCUAUUAAUGACAACUUGUGAACUGAAGGUGGGCCUACAAAUACAAAAAAGCCUUGUCACCUGCCAUUACAGUGUUUUCUAGGGCAUUGUACCAUAGUAAAAGUGUUACUAUACUCAUUUAUAGGUAUGUACUAUGGAAAUAAAAUGAUUCUUUGACAUGCACCACAGUAAUACUCUGUUUAUCUUUAAAUUGGCUUGAAAUACCAUGGUAUACUAAUGUAAUUAUUCAGUGACAUGGUAUAUAAGAAAAUUUCAUGGUGUUGCCAGCUGAUAACAUCACGCAAACUACCAACUGUAUGUGGUACCACCACAGUACUUCUUUAAGGGUCAACUCAGUACAGGCUCAUUCAACCAGUUUCAAUAGCGAUAAAUGAGCCCUGAAAAUACAUAAACUACCCACUUUCCGUUUACUUCUUACUUUCACACAUAUUAAAAUUAUGGCCUAUAUUUUACAUAAAUAGGAGAUCAUAAAUUAAACCGCAGACGUCAACUACACAAUGAAGUGCUGCCAUUGAUGUGUUCUCGCCAUACACAAACAGUGAACACUCUCCGUACACAGUUAGACGUUUUGUUUUUCUCCAUAAUUGGGCUGUAGAAUAAACACGGAGGUUAGGUUGUGGAGCAGGGAUGUCAGAUAGUUUACGGAGACUUCAUUCAUGUACGGUCAAGUCUGAUUCAGCCAACAGCUAAUAAGUACGACGAACAUCGCGUCAAAUUGUCAGAGACGUCCAGAGCGGCUCGGUUAAUGAUACACAGUCUUUGAUUUGUGCGAGCUGCUAAAUAGCAGUAACAUUAGUUCAGCUGUUUUAAUGGCCUUGUUAGCGUGUCAAUGAAAGAUCAGUAUAUCAAAUGAUUUAUCACCUGCCAUCUUAGUUAUGAAGAGCAAGCACCAGCGAAAAUGGGGGAAAAACAGUAAAUUUAGUUUAAAAGUGUUCUUGGAUCAAUGUGAAUCAUAAUGCAUAUAGUGGGGGUGCAUCCUUUCUCAGCCAGUGAAGAUUUAGGUGGACAGCUGUUUGAAAUGGGAGAAUGCGUUCAUGAACCUGGAAAUUAGCUUGUGCUCUUUGGAUAAUCUACACCUUCGGGAGGACUGGGAAUCUAAAAACACACUCCUAUCCUUCUCUCACUCCCUCCAUUCUGUCCAUCUCUCGCUCUCCCUCUGAUUCUUCAUUUCAUACACACACACAAAUGGACACAAACACAUUCAGACUUUCUUUGUAUCUCUCUUUCCAUUCGCUCUCCCCCCUCGCCCAUUACCAUGACCCUUGUUCUUCCCACUUACUUUCUCUCCAUUCUCUCUCUGUCUCUCUCCCUCCCUCCUGCUGGUUUUAUCAGUGGUCCUGCUCAGUGUCCUACUGUCAUGUCUUGAUGUGAUUUAUGUCAUGGGCUGUGAAGUUUACUUAUCUCCUCCCCUACACACACACACACACACACUCACACACACACUGAGGAGCUGGCUCCCACUUUCUAGGGCUCAGCCAUCCUGGCUCCUCUGCCGCCCAGCACCCAGACCCGGCCAGAGUGAGCAGGGUGUGUUGCGUGUGUGAGAAUGCUGGUAUCAGUGAAGAGUAUGAGGGUCUGAAAUGAAAUGCAGGGUGUUUAGUGGACAGUCAAAGAUAGUGAUGUCCCUCAUGAAGCAAUAGAUUUUCUCCCUGAUCCCAUCCUAUCCAGUUGUGUUCUUUCCUAUACUGGUCUAUCCUAUAAUAUCCUGGCCUAGCCUAUCCUGUCCUGUCCUUUCCCAUCCUAUCCCAUCCCAUCCCAUCCCAUCCUAUCCUGGCCUAUCCUUUCCUUCCCUAUCCCAUCCUUUACCAAUCCUGUCUCGCCCUGAUUUAUCUCAUCCUAUCCCAUCUUACCCUGUCCUGACUUAUCUUAUCCUGGUCUACCCUAACUUGGUCUAUCCUGCCCAGGCCUAUCCCAGUGUUCUUAUCCUGUCCUGUCCUGUCCUGCUCCAAUUCAUUUUCAUAAUAUCCUACCUUGCCCUGAUUUAUCCUAAUCUGUCCUACAAUUUUUUAUUCUCGCUGUCCUAUCCUGGUCUAUCCUAUCUCGUCCUGUCUUAUCCUAUCCUGUUCUAUCCUACCCUACUCGUUCCUGCUCUGACUUAUCCUGUCCUGUUCCAAUUCAUUUUCAUAAUAUCCUACCUUGCCCUGAUUUAUCCUAAGCUGUAAUACAAUUUCUUAUUCUCCCUGUCCUAUCCUGGUCUAUCCUUAUCUUGACUUGACUUAUCCUAUCCCUGUUGCUGUCCUGGGCUAUCCUAUCCUGUCCUACCCUUGCUUGUUCUGACUUAAGCUGUCCAAUGCCAUGCAAAGAACGCUGUAUUCCUUUCUUUAUUCCAAUCUUUGAGUCUGAAUCUUUGCUUCUUGACUUACUAGAAACUGUGACCAAAAUCAUCUAGCACCAAAUAUGUCAUUUCCUCCAGCCAGUGACUCAUACAGUAAUUCACAGUGAAUCCAGCUCCAUUUAUAUGUCAUUGUUCUGUCUAUAAUUUUGAAAUACUUUCAUCCCAGUGUCUGUUAUGUAUGCAUGUGAUAUUUGUGAGGUGCAUAUGUGAUUUGUGUAUGUGUGCGUGUGUGCAUUGGAGAGGUCAUCCACAUCUCUCUUCUACACGGCUCUUAGCGCGGACCCUUUGAUGUGCUUUUAGAAUGGCCAUACAGCUCUCUGCUUUACCUCUCGCUUGACAAUUGUUUAUUAGUUUUGAAACGGCUUUAGUGGACAUCAGGCUCUCUGAGAUGGCGCGUUUGUGGAGAGGACAACUCACAACUCAGCCGACCCCUCCUCCCCAAGAGCAGGACACAGGACAGAGUCAAAGAGUUACUGAGAGUUCAGUUCAUCCGUCUUCUCUCAAAUAAAGAGAGACUCCCUGCAAAUACGUCUAAUCUUCCUUACCUCUCUUUCAUAACCAUCACUUUUCCUUCUUUCCGUGGGACAUGAUACGCUCGCUCCGUCAGCUCAAGUCUUAUCGCUGUGUAUAAAGGGGUUCUGUGUUCUGUCAUAGAGGCAGGAGGCCAUAAACACAUAUGAGCAUCUCCCUCACUGUCAAGGCUUCCUGAGCUGUGAUUGGCUGAGGGCUGCACGGUCACCACAGCUGAUUGGCCAGGCUGAGGAUGAAUGGCCACGCUGACAACCAAUGGGGCCAGAUGAGGGUGAGCCGGAACUUCCUGUGUUGGUUCCGCGAAAGGAGACCCACCAGCUUCCCCCCAGCGGAAUGAGUGCGUGCUUGUGCACGUGGGUGCCAGUCUUACAUGUUGUUUAGUGGGAUUUCAGCAGGACCGGUUUAUCCAGGGGAGAACUGGUGUUUGUGUGCUGCGGUAAGGAACUGCUCAAACCUGUUCUCCUCGUCAGUGGAGAGAAGAAGGAGGGGUUGCUUGGAGAGCAGGAGGAGGAGGAGGAGAGGAGCACAGGGCAUGAUACUGGCGUGACGAGGAGGCCGAUAGCAUCGCGUGAUUGGCAGGUGACGUGAUUGACGUCCACAAGGUGUCACGGGGAAGACAAGUGAAGAGGCAGGUGUGCAGGAACACCAGCAUGGCUGUGGAAAGCUUUCCUGAACUCCUGCAGAAACUGCGGGAAGUGCAUGAACAUGAGUUAGAGGGGUGGCAAGACAAAGUACUGGAGCUGACAAAUAAAAAGAACAUUGAUGCAAAGCGCAUAGAAGAACUUUACAACAGGAACCAGCAGAUGAAAGAACAGCAGCGGAUUCUUACUGAGAACAUCAAACAGCUGGAGAACAGGUUGCGGGCCGGGUUGUGUGACAGGUGUACAGUCACUCAGGAUGUGGCUAAAAAAAGACAACAGGAGUAUGAAAACUCCCAGCUCCAGAGUCUGCAGCACAUCUCUCUACUGGUGAGUGAGAUGAAUUCACUAAAGAAAGAAAACGACAGACUGAGAGAGGAGCUGAAGGGCUUGAGGGAUCCAUCAAACCGGCAGAAUGGUCAUUUAGAGGACGCUAUCACCCCAGAGGUCAAGGUAUCACCUGACACAGCAGUGGCUGCUGUGACUUUACUGGCCUCAGGGCUGAAGUCCAGCCAGCCUCCACCAGGGGACGCCACUGUACCUGCAGCCACUGUCAAACGUGAGGUGCUCAACAGCCCACCUGACAGCCUGGAAAAAGCUUCUGAGCACAAACUUAUGCAAAGCUGGGGCAGGGUGUUUUCAUUUGAGUCGAAUAAGCCCUUGUUGCCCACCUCAAGAUGGGGCACAGACCACAGUGCUGAAAGAAGAUCUUCCAGCGUUGACUCGGUUGAGCACAGACAUUCCCCUUUGUCUCCUCUUCCAUCUCCUCUUAGUCUACUGAAGAACAAUCCUAUUUUUUCUUCUGUUGCCUCUGAGGAACGUAGCAGCCGGCAACAAAUCCAUGCCCCCGUCCCCUUCCGGCCACUUCCGAUCAAGACCGGUCGCUUGUCUAUUCCGUGGUCGCUCUCAGAAUCUACUGACUGGGUAACGGUAGCAGCAGGCAGCUCUGGUGUUGGUAGCAGGAUAGCAGUUCACCCAAGCCAGACCCCAAUUCCCAGCACAAACAUACUGCGUUUCCCUAAACUGGUCCCACCAAGCAGCGGCCACCAGUCUCGCACGCAUGGCCCAACACCUAACGGUCUGCGGCCCUGGUCCCGCAGAAACCUGUCAGAGCAUGCAGAAAGUAGAGAAAAAAGAGUGGCAGAAGCCGCUACAGCGCCGCCCCAGUGGAAGGUCUCAGCAGCACAGCCAGAGAGGAUUUUUGGACAGAAUCUGAGAGUGGAUGAAGAGGAAGCACCGUUAGACCUGUCUGAGUCAGGACGUUCAAAAAGCAGAGAGAAAGAGAAGACACACUCACAGAGCGACUCAUCUUCGUCUUCACCACCACCUGAUACACUUUCAUCGUCAUCUCAGUGUCCAUCAAGCCCUCAAAGUGACCAGCAGACAGCAGACAAUACCACACAGCAGGAGGAAGCACAGGAAACAUGUAAGGAACAGGAAGAGGUAAAGGAAGGUGAAACAUCUCCAGCAGCUGAAACGUCUGUCAGCUCAGAGAAGAAGAAAAUCCCACCACUAACCAUCUCCCUGCAACCAGUUGUGGUUAUGGAGACACUUAAAUCAGGAGUAGGCCUACAGUUGUCUGAUCAUGGAAGCAGACCAAUGGAGCAAGAGGAGAAAGAGAACAAUAACCUGGAAACAAGCAGAAAAAGACUUGGUCAGGAUACUGAUGGUUUUUCCCAGCGCUCACUAAAGGAGAAGAAAAUUCGGCUGAGCAGGGGACCUCAAGGAAACCAUGCAGACUCAGAGCAAGGAUGAAGGCUAUGGAUUCAGCUAUGAUCUAGCUGCCGUGGUUAUGCAGACAGCCAUCUUUGCUUUCACCCUUCGCCGCCAGUUUCCAAGUUCGAAUCUCUGGUGUUCACUUUAGCUUUCCAUAAAAAAAAAUAUACAUACUGCAAUCCAAACUGGAAUUAAAUAAGAUCUAUUAGUAGCAUGUGCAGCUAUAUCGUUCAUACUGUACAUGGGUAAAUUUGUGCUGGAUGAAUUUGUUACUUCAUUGAGUCAAUUUCCCAGCAAUCUUUAGCUGUACCAAAACAGGAAGCCAGCUGUUUUUACUGACAAGGGGGCCGUUAAUAAACUUAUCAGCUAGAUAUGUUUUUAAUUCCUCGGUUUUACUUUCUUCUUCCUCUUUUGAAACACAUCACAAGUUAUCAAUAAGCACAUAUAACAUGAGUGUAUAUAAUUGCUUGCUGUCUUGUGUUGCGAACAUUGUCAUGUCAGCUCUCAGUUUAUGUUCAUUCUCUCUUCCGUGUAAAAGGUGUCGCAUCUCAUCUAUUUUUGUCUCUGUCUGAGCACUAAAGCCUGCUUCUUGUAGAUGUGACAAAAUGAAAAACCCUCGGCUUCCCCUUUUGGUUUUUUCUGAGAUGUCAAGCAUAUAUUUUGUAAUAGUGAAUUUUCCACUUGCAGCUGUAAAAGCUGCAAAAGGAGGAAGGGUAAAACUGUGAAGAAAAAAAAAAAUACUUUCUGUACCAUUGCUUCAAACUAGCUGUAAACCUUUCCUUUGCACUAUUUUUAGAUAGUUUUAAGAAAUAAUUUGGAGAUUAUUUCGCUAACUAACGCCUAUCGAAUAAAAUUCAAGUACAUCGCAUAAACUGAUGGCUGUGGUCAUACUUUGUGAACUAUCACCUGUAAUUGGUUUAGGAUGUGGGAAACACCUGCAUUGUAUAAAUCAUUUUUGAGUCAUUGGAACAAUUCAGAAUUUUCACUUGAAUAUGCCGAUCACCACAAAACUUAACUUGUUUACUUUUGUAUACUGAAUAAAGGUGAAUGAGUUUAAAGUACAAAGGUAGAAAUCCUAAUAAAAACCCUCGCAUCAACGUAUCACA